CAGAAACAAGUCUCCAAGCAUCUGCACCUAUGCCGCUUCGACAAAUUGUGAGGUCCACGAGCACGCCCAUCUGUACUCAAUCAAGCUUUCAGGUAUUGAGUGGGACCCAGACUGAGGCGCGGUUCGCGGGUCGACCUGUACACUUCCGUGAGCGUGUCAAAGGUCGCCAUGCAGUACCGGUACCCGACCCUCUGCACGUAGUUGCAUUUUUUAACGUCAGUUACAAACACAACAAAGAUGCAUCAAAUGACCUGACGAGGCACCGAAUAAAGAAGAACGACUGGCAAAAUGGCAAAGUCUCCAGGGGUUGGCGACCCUAUGGUUUGCGAGAUGGUGGAGCUAAUGGGACCAGCAAAUGCAGUGGACCUGCUCAGCGAGAAGCCAUCUGACGCAGUGUUGAACCGAUCCGGGCGCCUCGGCGUUCUCAACGACCUGCGAGACGGCGGCACGCCCAUCGAGCUAGAUUUCACAUUGGACAGCCACGGCAAGCGCCUCGCGGCGCCAGCCGCUGUCGACGACCCCGCUGCCUCCGCUGGCUGCUCCAUCACAGCCAUAGCUCCCUUUGCUAAUCAGACUGGCGACGGCGGUGGCGGCGCGGCGAAGAAGCGGGCCGCCGAGGCGGCGGCAGCGACGGCGGCUGCCGUGGCGGCCGCCGCGGCAGCGGCCGGCAAGGUCGCCGCCGGCGCCGCUCGCGGCGUCGGCCGUGCCGCCACCUCGUGGGUAGUGACGGGCGCAUCUGACAGUGGCCGCAGUGCGGGACGACUGGCGGCGGCGGCGGCGGCAGCGGCGGCGGCGGCGCAGCGGCGGGAGGCCGCCGCGGCGGCGGCGGCUGCACGUGCCGCGGAGAAGGCGGCAGCCGCCGCGGCCGCGGCCGCUGCGGCAGCAGCAGCUGCAGCUGCAGCGAAGGCCGAGGCGGAUGCGCAGGCGGCAGCGAAGGCGGCAGCACAAGCGCAGUCCAAGGCCCAGCAGCCGGUGCCGCCGCCUACCAGCCCACCAGCUGUCAAGGCCGCAGUCGCGCCGCCGCCGCCGCCGCCGCCGCCGCCGCCACCACCGCCGCGGACGCCGCCACCUCCGGCCGUGCCUGUGGCUACAGCCCCAACCACCGCGGGCGCCGCAACACCUCCGCCUGCGGCACAGCCGCCGCCGCAGCCUCGCGCGGGGCUGGCGGCGCCGGUGCUGCGCGCCCGCAGCCUGGCGGCGCCGCUGGCGAUGGAGGACGUGGCGGCGGCGGAGCGCGCGACGUCGGCGGUGAUUGCGCCUUACACCGCCGCCACCGCCACACCCACGCCGGCGCUUGCAGCCUCCGCCGCCGCCGCCGCCGCCGCUUCCCCUCCAUCUGCCGCCGCCUCCGGACGUGGCAGCGGCGCGGCUGCGCCGCCGCGCAGGCCCCGGCCAGUGGCGGCUGCGCCGCCGCCGCCGCCGGCGCGGCGGCCUGCGGUCAGGGGCCGGGGUCGGGGGCUGGGGGCGGUGGGGGCGCUGCUUCGGUCGCCUGCCCGGGUGGCGGUGCUGGUGGCGAGGGGUGUGCUGGGGACUGCCAAGUACGGCGCGUGUGCGGUGUUUUGCGCCUUCUUCCCGCGCACCUGCCGCCUCGUGGGCCUGGCAGCGUUGCUCUCCGGCUCCCACCUGCCUCUGCCGCCCGGCCUGCCGCCGCUGGCCAACCCGCUGGUGUCGGCCUCCCCUCUGGCGGCCGCGCUGCUGGCGCCGCUGGCGCCCCUGCGCGGCCCCUUCGCGGCCUUUGCCGCGGCCCGCGCCCUGGGUCCGGUGCUGGCGCCUGCUGUGUGGCGCAGUGUGUGCUACUGGCAGCGGACCCUGCCCAUCAUGGCCAGCUACAUGCGCACCACCCGGCGCGCCCGGGCGCUGCAGCGGCGCGGCGACUGGCAGGGCGCGGAGGGGCUGUGGGCGGCCCAGCACGAGUGGGGCGCGGGAGCCAUAUUCGACAUGCUGGCAGACCUCAAGGGCUUCUACCUCAAGCUGGGUCAGAUCCUGGCCGCCAAGACUGACAUGCUGCCGGGGCCCUACCCCGCCUCGCUCACACGCCUGUGCGACCGACUGCCGCCCGCGCCCUUCAAGCAGAUCUGCGCCGCCAUCCGCUCCGACCUAGGCCUGCCCGUCACCUCCCUGUUUGCCGAGCUGGACCCCUUCCCCCUGGCGUCAGCCACCGUGGCGCAGGUGCACCGCGGCUCGCUGCCCGACGGCCGCGGUGUAGUGGUGAAGGUGCAGCACGCCGCCGCGCGCGCCGUCAUGGCUGCAGACCUGGCCAACCUGCGCGCGCUCAGCCGCCUCAUGGAGGGGUGCGGGCUGCAGCUGGGCUUCGACCACGGCUCGCUGGUGCGCGAGUACAACGUGCAGGUGCCGCUGGAGUUUGACUUUGAGCGCGAGGCCCGCUGCGCCGCCGCUGUCCGCGCCAGCCUGGAGCGGGCUGCGGGCAGCUACCCGGCUCUGCGGCGUGUGGUGGUGCCGCGGGUGGUGCCCAGCCACAGCGGGCGGCGGGUGCUGACUCUGGAGUAUCUGGAUGGAGUGCCGCUGCUGGACGUGGCGGGCAUGGAGCCGGCCGUGAAGCACGGGCUGAUGACCAGCCUGGUCCUGGCGUACGGCAUCAUGAUCCUGCAGGACGGGCUGUUCCACUCCGACCCGCACCCCGGCAACGUGCUCGCCAUGCGGCGGCACCAGGCGCUGAGCCCCGUGGAACGAGGCAUGAACCACACCGGCGGCGGCGGCAGCGGCGGAGGAGCAGGAGGCGGCGGCGGCGGCAAUGGCUGGGCGGCGGUGGCGGAUCAGUUUGAAGGAGAUGACCUGCAGGUUGCGCUGCUGGACUUUGGCCAGACCAAGCAGCUGAGUGGGGCCAGCCGGGCCAGGUACGCCACACUGGUGGCGGCCAUGGCGGUGCGGGACGACGACCUGGUUUUGGCGGUGGCGGCGGAGUUGGGUCUGGUGAUCGACAACUGCUCGCCGGGCUUUGCGGCCGCUGCCACCUACAUCCUGUUUGACACGCGCAUGGACCUGGAGGAGGCGCACAUGGGGCCGCUGCACCCGCAGGCGCACGAGUUCAGGACCGCCAAGGUCCCCGCGCUGCCCCAGGACCUGUUCAUGAUCAUGCGCGCCAUCACGCUGCUGCGCGGCCUGCUGGCCAGCCUGGGUGUGGACGUGUGUGCGGCGCAGCUGUGGCGGCCGCUGGCGCUGCAGGUCCUCGCAGACAUGACGCCGGUCGCGCGCAGCCCGCGCCUCUCGCUCUCCGCCGCGCCGGCGUCGGGCCGCGUGUCCGGCCAGGCCUCCCCCCUGCCCGGCUCCUCUUCCCCCUACCCCUCCUCCUACACCUACCGGCCCCAAGGCACCGGCGGCUCGGCCGCCCACGGCGACGGCCUCAGUCCGGCUGAGAUCUUGGCAGCGGAUCUGGCGGCGGCGGUGGCCAUUGGCGGCAGCAGCGGCGGCGGCGCGCCGCCGGCGGCGGCGCCGCUGGCGCCGCCGGUGGGAGUGGACGAGGCCUACGGAGGAGGAGGAGGGUAUGCGGGGGAGGUGUUCGUUGGGAUGCCGGCGCUGCCCAGCGCCUCCACCACGGCCGCGGUGAUGGCGGCGGCGCGGUCGCCGGCGGGAGGCAGCAGCGGGGCUGGAGGACAGCAGGCCGGGUUCCGUGGCGUGUCAGGAAUUCCGGCGGCGCCGCCAGCCGCGGCGGGGGCGCCGCCGCCGCCGCCGCCGUUGGCGGCGGGCGUGGUGGCAUCACGCCUGGCGCUGCGGCCCGGCGGCGCCGCCGCCGGCGGCGGCGCUGCGCGGCCGCUGGCGGGCGCGCUGGCGGCGGCGGCGGCGCUGCCGCCGGGUGCGCCGCUGAGCCCGCAGCGGAACGGCCGGAUGUCGUUCUCUGCGAGUGCCGCCGCCGCCGCGCCGCCGUCGCCGCCGCCGGGGGCACGUGUGGACGGCGAGGGGCGGGUGGUGCUGGGCAAGGCGGCGCAGGAGGCGAAGCGUCGGGCGGAGCGAGCCGAGCGCGAGGCGGCGGAGGCGGAGCGGCGGCGGCGGGAGAAGGAGGCGGCGGAGGCGCGCCGCAAGGCGGACGAAGCGCGGCGGCGGGCGGAGUGGGAGGCGGAGCAGGCGCGCAAGGCGGCGGACAAGGCGGCGCGCGAGGCCAAGCAGAAGGCGGCGCGGGAGGCGGCGGAGGCGAAGAAGACGGCGGAGCGGCUGGAGCGGGAGGAACGCAAGCGGGCGGAGAUUGAGGCGGCGAACGCGCGUCGCAAGGCGGAGCGGGAGGCGGCGGAGGCGAAAAAGGCGGCGGAGCGGGAGGCGGAGGCGCGGAAGCGGGCCGAGCGCGAGGCGGCGGCGCGGGCGGCGGCGGAGGCGAAGCGGGCGGCGGCGCGGCUGGCGCGGGAGGAGCGGGAGCUGGCGGCGCAGCGGAGCAGCAGCGCGCCGCCGGUGCGGCCGCCGCCGCAGUCGCAGCCGUACCCGGGGCACAGCAACCUCCUGGGCAGCCCGGCGGCCGGCGGCCUGGCGGCUGGCGGCGGCGGCGCCGGCUUUUCAUCGUACUCCGCGACGGCGUCGCCCGUUGGCGGUGUCGGCACCAGCAGCAGCUCGCGCAUGGCCGCUCCCCCGGCGUUGGCGGCGCCGGUGGCUGGCGUCGGCAGCGUGUUACACUCGCCUACACCCGUGCGCCUCGGUCCGGCCCUGACCGCCGCCGCCGCCAACACGACGCCGGCGCGCCCCUCGCGCUUUGCCACGUCGCCGCCACGCACCGCCGACGGCAUGGUGCCUGCCGGCGGCGGCGCCGCCGCCAUGAUGGCUGCAUCGUCGUUGUACAAGGUCUCCUCGGACGCGGCGGCGCCGCCGCCGCCAAGCAGCGCUGCCGCCGCAGGUGGCGGCGGACGCAACGGCGGCGUGAACGGCGGCGGCGGUUACGGCGGCGGUUACGGCGGUGGGAUGGCGACGACGCCGGGCGGCAGUCGCUUUGCGCCCGUGACGCCGGCGCGGCCGGUUGGCUUGGGCGACGAUGCCAUAGAGGCGGCGGCGGCGGCGGUGGCGGCGGGUGUGACGGCUGGCAGCAGCAACAGCGGCACGGCCUACGGCACGCCGCCGGGCCAGCAAAACCAGUACGGCCAACCGAACCUGCACAGUCAGCAAAACCAACGGAGCCAGCAGAUUGACGACUUGACUGAACGGCUGAUGGAGAGAGCCAAUGCGCUGGCGGUGACAGCGGACCGUAUGUCCAGUUUGGCGACGCAAGCGAACACACAGGCCGGUGCCGCAGGGAGCCCUCAAUCACGAUCGCCGCUGUCGCCCCAAACCGCCGCCACAACCGCUGCCACUGGCGCUACCGCACCACAGCGGCCGUCCCUGCCUGCUACAGCCGCCGGCGGCGGCGGCGCCUCGUUAGCCGAGCAGCAGCGGCAACUGGAGGCCCUGAAACAGCAGCUGGCGACUCUGCAGGCGGCUGUAGCACACACACCCUCACCGCGCUCUCCACCGCAGCAGCAGCAGCAGCAGCAGCCGCUGCUGCCGGGGGCGGCGGGGCCGAGGGCGCCGGCAGCGGCGGCCGCUAGCCCGACUGCGUCAGCACGUGCCGUGUCCGGCACGGCCACUGCUAUGGUCCCGCCGGCGGCGCCGGCGGCUGCGGGCGGCGCGGCGGGCUCGGGAGACACGCUGCAAGACCAGGCCCGCGCCCUGCUGAGCUCCUCGCGGCGCCUGUCCAUGUCCAUAAGCGUGGAGCCCUCGGCCGCCGCCAUCGCCGCAGUCCUGGCGGAGGCGGCGCCGCGAGGCGCCGGCGCCUCGCCGCCGCGCAGCGGCGGCGGCGGCGGCGGCGUCAUGGGUGCGGGUGGAGUCUCGCCGCCACUCAGCCCACGGCUCUCGGUGGAGCGAGGGGUGGGCGGCGUCGGGGCCGGCGUCACAACCUCGAUGCUCUCGCUGCCGCCGCUGCGCACGGCGGCGGCUGGGGCCGUUGGGAGCGUUGGGACGGGGGCCGGGGCCGGCGGCGGCAGUGUCGUAGGCACGCCGUCCCGAGGUGGCGGCGGCGGCGGAGGAGGCGGCGGCGGGCUGAGCGAGAUAGAGCCGGCGGCGGCGGUCGCGGCGGCGGCGGCGGGGGCCGCGGGUGCGCGUGGCUCGCCGGCAGCGCUGGGGCCUGUAUCUUCCAUGUCCGCGACGGCGGCGUAUCAGCUAGUGAUGGGGCCGCUGCCGCCUGGGGAUCGUCUGAGUGGCGGCGGCGCGGCGGCGGCGGCUGCGGCGGUGGCAGCGGCGGCGGCUGGGGCAGGCAUGCGCUCCAACACACCCACGGGCGAUGGAAGCGUGGCGACCGAUGACCUGAGCAUGUGGCUGGCCCGCCAGCAGCACGGCACACACGCCCCCGGCGGCCCCCUCAGCACCAGCACCAGCGACACAGUCAGCCUCGCCGCCGCCGCCAACGCCGCCAACGCCAACGCCCCCGCAGCCGCAGCCGCCGCUAUCCUCGGCGCUGCUCCUGUCUCCACCACCACCGGCCCACACGGCCCAGCCGGGGCCGGUUCGCCGCUCUCUCCUGCCGCCAACACCAACACCAACACCACCCCUGGCCCUGCCCACUCGCUGACACAGCAGCACCAGCAGCACCACCAGCACCAGCACCAGCACCACCAGCAGGAGCAGCAGCACGCGGCCUACCAGCGCGCGCUGCGCACUCAGGCGCUGGGCGGCGCCACGAGCACCGGCGGCCUGCCGCCGGGCAUGCCCGGCCACAGCGACAUGCCCAUGUCCUACAUCGGCGCGGCGCCGCUGCCCUCACACACGCUGCUGCUGCCGCCGUCACAUGCUGCGGCUGCGCCGGCGCCGAUCCACCCGGACUGGGCGGGCAUGGCGGCGCCGGUGACGGCGGCGGCGAGGGCGGGUGGUGCGGGUGGUGUGGGUAGCUCGGCGCCCGUGUCUGGCGGCUCUACGCCGACCAAGAAGGCGCCGGGCACGGGGGACUCUGUGAAGAAGGGCCUGGCGCGUCUGGGGCGGAAGCUGCUGGGGUCGUGAGGAGGAGAGGGGUGCUGUGGUACGGUGAUGGUGCGGUGGCGAUGGUGGGAGGGGAGUCGGGAAGGAGUGGCAGGGAGGUGGGAGGCGCGUUCAGUGAUGGGGCGGGGAAUGUGGGACGUGGGGAGGGGGGUAUUGCAGCAGGGUGCGUGUGCAGGAUUCAUGAACGGUGUGGUGGUGACGGGAGGAAGGCCCUGGUUGGCAGGGUCCAGGAGCAAUUCACUUCCUGCGACAUGCGAAGCGGGUGGGCCGCAGGAUGUGGCGGCCCGAAGUCUGUGUUUGGUCAUUGUUGUUGUUGGGGCAGUGGCGGUGGCGGCGGCGGCGGCGCCAACUGGUGAGCUAGCUCAUUGGGGCGGUGAGGCCGUGCAAACGUAUUGAUUGGCGUGCGGAGUGGUAGGCUUCGCGCGGCGAAAACGCGUCUCUGUUUUCAGGAUAUAGCGCAAUCAAUUGAAGGGAAUGGGAUACGAGGAGCCGUGGGCAGUGCUUGUGGCCAGGCGUUUAAGUCCCUUGCUUGCAUGCAUGAGAGAGACAGGAGAGCAGGCAGUCGCAGGGCGGGAGUAUUCUGGAGAACUGGGACACGUUCGGCGUUGGCAUUGAGACAGUGGGGUGCCAGGAUUGAGGCGGCUGGCUGGCUGGCGCGUAGUUGCUGCGCUGUGGACAGGAGCGAGGCUGUGUGGAGAGACGGGUGAACGGGGGCGGAGCACCCAGGGUUGGCGGGUGCCAGGGGCUGUCGCCCGCAGGGCCGUGGCGACGACACAGCUAUGUGCCGACGUGCGCAAUGUGAGUAAUUUGUUGUAAUCUUGCACAGUC
Molecule: messenger RNA, 7770 nt
Organism: Chlamydomonas reinhardtii
Lineage: Eukaryota; Viridiplantae; Chlorophyta; Chlorophyceae; Chlamydomonadales; Chlamydomonadaceae
Exons: 18
Coding region: 289-6963 (2224 amino acids)
Source: RefSeq, a predicted model, not a curated record